Macrosiphum euphorbiae (potato aphid) is the source of this 348-nucleotide messenger RNA. NCBI's taxonomy places the organism in Eukaryota, Metazoa, Arthropoda, Insecta, Hemiptera, Aphididae. The record is from the annotation of a GenBank genome assembly.
AUGUAUUCCAAUCACUCAACUGAUCCCAGAAGACCGGACAAAGAGCACAGGUACAAACCAAAAGCUGUCAAUAGUGAUAAUCAAGCUCUAACACCUGGUGAAGACUUGACGUCUGACUAUAUGAAUAUUUUGGGCAUGAUUUUGAGCAUGUGUGGAUUAUUAAUGAAGUUUAAAUGGGCAGCAUGGUGUGCUAUGUUUUGUUCAUGUAUAAGCUUUGCAAAUUCUAAAGCGUCUGAUGACAACAAACAAAUCUUUAGCAGUUUCAUGCUUUCCAUGUCAGCAAUUGUAAUGUCUUACUUACAAAAUGCACAUCCAAUGUCACCACCAUGGUCUACAGCAUUUGGAUAA